AUGGCCAAGAAGACUGGUGAGGCGAGCACCUCCGACGAGCGUGAGGGAGAGAUGGCGGUGCUGGAACCAUCCCUCAAGCUCUCGAAGACCAACUACAGAGUAUGGUCGAUGUCUAUGGAGGUAUAUUUGGACUCUCAUGACCUUUGGCAGACAAUCGUCAGAGAGAAUGUGUCGAAGAAGAAAGAUCGUUUGGUGUUAUUGGCAAUCAUCAGUGUAGUACCAAAAGACUUGCUGAUGGUACUUGAUGCCAAGAAAACGGCUAAAGAAAAUUGA
Molecule: messenger RNA, 273 nt
Organism: Spirodela intermedia
Lineage: Eukaryota; Viridiplantae; Streptophyta; Magnoliopsida; Alismatales; Araceae
Source: the annotation of a GenBank genome assembly